Messenger RNA from Tremella mesenterica DSM 1558, 756 nucleotides. RefSeq lists its product as uncharacterized. The coding region runs from base 1 to 756 and encodes 251 amino acids. The transcript has 2 exons. Lineage: Eukaryota; Fungi; Basidiomycota; Tremellomycetes; Tremellales; Tremellaceae. The record is from RefSeq and is a predicted model, not a curated record.
AUGUCAGCUGAAGAAUCUCAAUAUUGGGAUCAGGACCAAUCCGAAUACGACGAUGGCGAUUAUGAAGAAAUAGAAGUUGAGAGGUAUGAUGAAGAUUUAACUCAACCACUUCAAGAUAUGUCUUUGGUCCCUUUUCGACGAUCUAACACAGGACCGGGAACGAUAUCUUCUUCUUUAACAAACUCACAACUUUCCAGAACAUCUACAUUCAAUAAUUCAAAAGCUACAAACACUAGUAAAAGUGGUGUUCGUAAACCUGGUUCAAAAACAUCUAAACAAUCAAACUCCAACAAAUUUCCUUCAAGAGCAUUAACAAAACCAAAAGAUCCACUUAGUUUUAUAGAUGAUUUACCUUUUCUUCCUGAUCCAAGACAUAAAGUAUAUCUUCGUCAAAGACUCCAAACACUUUGUUCUCUUGUACAUCUUUAUCCUGCACAAGAUUCGAUGAGAGGUUCAGCAUAUACAACUAUCAUCCCACGUCCUUCUAAAUCAAUGAAAUAUCAAACUAAAAUCAAUGAUACUGAUGUACCUCCAAAUGACACAGUGGAACCUCUUUCUAGAUCUGAUUCCAGAUCUUUCAGAAGAACAAAUUCGACAAUGUCGUUAACAUCAAGUCCAUCGAGAUCAAGAAGAUCAAAUUAUAGUAUAACGAAUGAAGAUAAAUUAUCUUUAGAUCAUUUGGCAGCUUGUAUUUAUUCUUGGGCUUCUCAAAGUCUUCUAUUGAUCAUCUACAAUCUCAAAGAAAGUGUGAGAUGA